Callorhinchus milii (elephant shark) is the source of this 5566-nucleotide messenger RNA. It is a transcript of the gene radil, whose product is annotated as Ras association and DIL domains. Gene Ontology annotation, molecular function: GTPase binding. The record is from RefSeq and is a predicted model, not a curated record. The transcript has 14 exons. NCBI's taxonomy places the organism in Eukaryota, Metazoa, Chordata, Chondrichthyes, Chimaeriformes, Callorhinchidae. The coding region runs from base 25 to 3489 and encodes 1154 amino acids. Gene Ontology annotation, cellular component: microtubule. Gene Ontology annotation, biological process: signal transduction; neural crest cell migration; substrate adhesion-dependent cell spreading.
UCAACUAUUGAUGAUAAAAACAUCAUGUUCUAUGGAUCAUCGACAAACACGUCCCAUUUAAACAUGUCUAAGAACAAGCUCAAGAGGCAGAGCCGGACGUUCACUCAGGUUCUCUAUCGGAAGCUGAGCUAUCGUGAGCGCCGCUGUGUGACUGAUCUCCCAGCAGAUCUAAUGGACGACCCCGCAGAGCUCUCCAUUCAGCUGUCGGCCCCCGGCAUACUGAAGAUCUUCGGCAAUGAAAUCUGCACCGGAGCAAAUUACAAAAGUGUUUUGGCCACACCGAUGUCCAGUGCCCAGGAGCUGGUGAAAGAAGCUCUGGAGCGUUACUCUGUGAGUAAGAGAUGUGCCAGGCAGUACGUGCUCUGCGAUGCCAUUGGGAGGUUGGACGGGGCCAACAAACGCUGGCGGACAGAAUGUCUCCGAGCUCUUGGGGACAACGAGAAGCCUCUUUUGCUCCAGGAUCUGUGGAAACCCAAGGAAGGUUUUGCCAGAAGAUUCGAGCUGCGACACCGGGCUGAGGUGGAGGAGAUUGCCGCCAGGGAGAAAGACACAACAACUGCAGAUAUUAAUGCUCAAGCACGGAAACUACAGAGGAAUCGUGCAAAAGGCAACAACCCAGCAAUGUCAGGCUGCACAUAUGAGCUGCUGCCUCUCAGACGCAGUGUCAGUGAGACAAGUCUGACUCUGGCUGGGAAUCAGGCGGAGGAACAACAACAACGGCUGUACUCCACGCUGCCCGGGUUGCCGGUGAGGAGGAGCAAGAAGGAGAGACUCCACACGGCAAGCAGUAAAAAGGAGCAGAAGGGCAACGUUCAAGAUCCCUUGGUCUCUGUUGGCCAGCUCCCUCACCUGCUGCUUCUGCAAGGAUACAACCAUCCGAAUGAUGGCCUGGUUUACCCUCUGGAUGGCGAGAGCCACAUCGUGGGGCGGGAGACUGCCUCGGCCAAGCCCAACAUCUGUCUUCUAGCCCCUGACAUCCUGCCGCUGCACUGCCGGGUGAGGAGGGUCCGGGGGGCCAAGGCGGGGGAGCAGAGGGUACUCGAGCUCGAGCCCUUCCCCGAUGCCCGUGUGUCUGUCAGCCUCUCGCAGGUGGAACAGGCGACGGCGCUCCGACACGGCGAUCUGGUGGGGUUCGGUCGUUGCUACCUCUUCCUCUUCCGAGACCCUCAGCGAACCAUGGAGCUACCAGCCCACACCCACUCCCUACUGAGGAACCUGCACCGCCCGGCACAGCCCAGGGCUCCACACAGCAGGACCACCUGCCAGGUGUGUGGCUCCGUGUUGUGGGACAGUCCGUCUGCCGGCGGGGAGCUGCUGCCUGUUUCUGCCAUCGGGGAAAGCAGCGCCAAUUGUGGUGAUGGCGGUGGGACCCAGAGGAAGAGGCUACAGCUGGAGUAUCAUCAGGCCUUUGAGGAGCUACUGGUGGACAAGAUCCUGACGCUCAUCGAACCCUGUGCUGACGAUCACAAGCUGACCCCCGCCUGUCUGCUGUGUCUGUGUGUCCAACAUUCAGCCAGCAGCUUCCAGCCCGGUCAGGUUAUGAAGCUGCUGCUGAGGAUUGCGGACAAGAUCCAAGCUGUCGCAUGGGAGAAGACCAGAGAGUUGGCAGAGAAACAAUCCGAACACCAGGAUACAACGACUCUGCCUCUACUCAGCAUCGCAGACCUGGUGCCAGACUUGCAGCACAUUUUUUUCUGGAUGUCCAACUCCAUUGAGCUGCUUUACUUCAUCCAGCAGAAGGUCCCAGACUACAUCCAGGGCAUUGAGGACCUGGAUCACUCACGAGACAUAGUUGUGCAUUUAGCAGGAUCCAAAGAAUCAUUACUUUCAUGCUCAAUUUCAGCCAAUGAAGAAGUCAUGACUAUUCUGGAAGAGGUGAUCAUGCACACAUUCCAGCAGUGUGUCUACUACAUCACAAAGGCUCUCUAUGUCGCACUGCCUGCCUUCCUGGACUGCAAUCCCUUCCAGACGGAGAUUGGGGGUUCCUGGGAGAGCUCCUCCUCCCUCCCCGAGCCGGUUCGGAAUGUGAUGCAGAUCUACCAGACCACCUUGGACCUUCUCCAUCAGUACGAGGUGCACCCAGAGAUCGCUGCCCAGAUGUUUGCUUACCUCUUCUUCUUCUCCAAUGCUUCCCUCUUCAAUCAGCUCAUGGACAGGGGCUCAAGGCAAGGAUUCUUUCAUUGGACAAGAGGGGAACAGAUGCAGGCGAGUCUCCGGCUGCUGCUCGAGUGGAUACGUAACGUGGGAAUGGGCAACAUCGCCGAAGAAUUCUUUUCCAAAUUCUCCAGUGCAGUAAGACUCCUGGCAGUGCCUACAUCUUGCCUCAUACAGACCAGUUGGCAUCGCCUCAAAAGAGAAUUCCAGCCUCUGAACCCUUCUCAGAUGCUUCACAUCCUUACUCAUUAUCAGCUGGCACCUGGAGUGGUGCCCAAUGAAUCCUGGCAGCCCAAGGCUAAGGAGAGGGCAGCGAUAUACCAAACAGAGGACAUUAUGUUGAGCUUUGACAAGUACCCUCCAAUAGUACUACCAACCAGCAAUUUUAAGGUGGAUUUGGAGGCGGAUACGAUAGAUGACAACGUGUACAGGCACCUGCUGUACAUACGCCAUUUCCUCUGGAGUCUACGCACCAGAUUUCAGACAACACAUGGCCAAUCUAUUUUGGAGGUACCAGUACAGGAGACUGAAUUCCCGCUUUCCCAUAGUCCUCACCAGCUCCGGUCAGACAGUCCGGCCGCACUCUCUGGCCACAAGGUUCAGGAUCAUCACUCCAGCCAAAUCAAUCAUCGCAGCAGCAGUGGUCUUGAGGCGGAGAUGGAUGGUAGAGAUUCCAGCACUUCCUGGCUGAGCGGGUCCCACAGACAGUUUAACCCCUGCCAAGAACUGAAGGAAAAACUGCACAACCUUCAGCUCCAAAACUCACUCGGAAGGCACAGACUCCCAGGUCAAAGCAUGCAACCAUUAGACCCCUCCUGUCUUCUGACCCCUCCAAACACGCCCUUGAACUGUGAUCUUGGGCACAACGACUUUAUGCAGACCAAUGGUGAGGGGGAUCGGUUAUCAAACACCAGGAGGGACGGUUUGUGCAGAAAUGGAGCCAAUGAGAGAGAAGGAAGGAUGUCUGCAGCCUUUGACUUGCUGACCCCAAAGUCUUCCAGUCGCCGUUCCGCAGAGAACGAUUCGUGCCACGUGUUUGUGGUGGAGCUGGAGAGAGGACCCAUUGGUUUGGGAAUGGGGCUGAUUGAUGGGAUGCAUACGACCUUGAAUUCCCCUGGGAUCUAUAUCAGAACUCUCCUGCCAGACAGCCCUGCAGCCUACUAUGGCAGAUUGAGUAUUGGGGACAGGAUCUUGGCGGUGAAUGGAACCAGUCUGAUUGGAGCAGACUAUGACAGUGCAGUCAACCUGAUCAGAAUGGCAGGAGAGAGACCGCGCUUCCUCGUUGCCAAGUCAGACUUCCUCAUCACCGAGAAGAUCAGUGCAUCGUCCUGCUAGCAAUCGCACUGCAAACCUUUAUCAACUUUGUCAUCACACAACGGCGAGGGGUACCUCACAAACACAGUGUGCACAUCGGGAACCUUCAGCUCCAUUGACAGGAUUCCUGAUGAAUAAUAAUUCAGCCCCUUUUGGCUGCAGUUUAGCGGGAGGAUUCAGGCUGGUUAACUGUUGUUGAAGCAGUAGAAGCUUCUCCCUCUGACACGUACCUCCUAAUCUCCGUGUUUAAAUUUUUUUUAUAUAUGGAUAUAAAUAUAUAAAUCCAAUUCUCACAGUCAUUCCCAUCACGUCUGCAACAAUAGUUGUAUGAAUUUACUCACAGACUGGAGAUCUCGCUAAGAGAUGGUCAAGAUCAGCUAAUUCCUCCAAACACAUCACAGUAAAAUCAUUUGUAUUUAAUGUCAAGACUCCCUUGAACCAAUGGCCUUACAGGCUGUGGAUAUGGUUUAAUGCUACAACACACAGUACCCUUUUCCCCUAGAACAACAAUAACCUAGGUCAUUGGGGGAAUAUAGAUUUCCUUUGACAUAGCUCAUAUCUUCUUCCUUGACCUUUAACUAUAGUAGCAUUUUCCCUAAAAAAGAUUGUAAAAAAACUAUUUAAACAUGGACUUUUUGUUUAACAAAAAAAGUUGUAUGAUUCAAUGCCGUUCAGUAAUUUUAAAGAGCACGACUUUGAAGACUUGGAAUAUUUAAAUACUUUGAGAAACAUCAGGGCUCAAAGUUUAAAAUAAUGCAGUGAUCGACACGAGUCGUAGGAAUAAAUUCCAAACGGGUCUAAGUCCAUUUGCCACACUUUAUAGGAUCCAGAAUUUGACAAGUUUCUUAAACGCAGCCUUAGUUUUUAUACCAAUUUUCCAUAAAUAAAGGAACUACAGAAAACUGACUGUAUUCAACAUUUUCCUAAAUUCCUGACGUUCUGACAAGCAACAUAAAUUGAGUAACUCUAAAUACAGGUAGAAUUUCUCUCCAGGGGAAAACUAUCAGAAUAGGUGGAGGUGUAAACAGGUAAAACAUGUUCUUUUCCUUGGUGCUGAAUAUCCGCUUGUUCCGAUGGUGCUGUGCAGAUAAGGGUUUGUGGGGAUGAAUUAUUUUUAAAAACAAAAUCAAAGAUUUGCAGUUUCCAAAAAAUUCCAGCAGACUAGCUUCCAUGUUGUAAAUGAAUGUCUGAUCUGGUCAUCCAGAUACUUUGCUUGAAAAUGUGCUUCUUGGUAAAUCUCAUUCUUCGUACUUUUUAUAUUUAUUAAAAAAUUAUUCCAAACACUUCCGAAGUCUCUGGAUCCUCAAGGCUUCAAAGCUGGACAGCAGCAGUUUUACACCCAUUCAACAGCAGUGACAAAGAAUCUGCAUUUAUUUUUUAAAAAAGGAAAUGGUUUGUUUUAGAUUGAUGUUGUUGCCAGAAAGCAGCUAUUUCACUUUAUACUUUAGAUACUGUUAUAAUUGCAUCUUUCCUCUUCUCAGAUAAAACAUAUCACCAGAUGCAAGUGCUGAAUAAUAUGUAGUUAAAAGGGGAACAUGAAGUGAUGGUAAAGUACUUGCCUCCUAUGUGUCCUAGGCUUUAAACCAGACCCAUCAUUUUAUGGCAAACCUUGACUGAAGGGCUUCCUCUGAGAGCCUUGAUUUGUUUUCUUGUACUUUACUGGCACCGCCAUCGGUGCACGGAUGUUUCAUUUGAAAUACAAUUUCUGAAACUAUAAAUAAGGGAGACUUGAUGCUGACGAGAAAGAGGGAAAUGGACGUUUGGUGAUAACUACAAAGUUCUGCUUUGCAUUCUGAAUGUUAUUGUGUAUAAUUUGUUGUUUUUGUAUGGGACACAUUACGGGAGUGAGUGCUGACAAAAAUAAAGUUUCACUUUCAAAGUCCAAAACUAUUCCCUGUAGGAUACACUUUUUCGCAGUAUUAGAAGCACUACUUUUACCUCCAUUAAAUGUAUUUUUAUUAAUAUAACUACUGUGCAAAUAUAUUUUGUAAUGUGAUGACCUAUCAUAAAAGUUUUCAGAAAUAUCUUUCACAUGUGUACAAGAGUCUUGUGAAUGUUUCUCAAUUCAUGAAGAAUUAUAUGCAAAUAAAAACCCAAC